Molecule: messenger RNA, 1376 nt
Organism: Chaetomium fimeti
Lineage: Eukaryota; Fungi; Ascomycota; Sordariomycetes; Sordariales; Chaetomiaceae
Exons: 1
Coding region: 121-1158 (345 amino acids)
Source: RefSeq, a predicted model, not a curated record
UCGAUGUCGCCCCACUUUCCACCUUUUCACGCAACCCAAAGACCUUGAGUCGCUCAAUUCGUCAUCAACUCUUCACCAAAACCCAUCAAUUCGGUUUCGCACUCAACGGCCAACCCCAAAAUGGAAGAACUCGCCAUCCUCAUCCUCGGCGCAGGCUGGACCGCGACCUUUCUCAUUCCCCUCCUCGAAUCCCGCAACAUCUCCUUCGCCGCGACCACCACGACGGGCCACCCCGUCGCCGGCGCCCCCACUCUCCCCUUCAAAUUCGACCCCUCCGCGCCAGAGGACCAGACCCGCGCCGCCAUCGCCGCCCUGCCCCGCGCCCGCCACGUCCUCAUCACCUUCCCGCUCACCGGCGCCGGCCCGAGCAAGCUCCUCAUCGAGACCUACACCAGCACCCACCGCAGCGGCGGCGCCGCGCCAUCCGCCCACCCCUCCUCCUCCUCAUCAUCCUCAUCAUCACCAUCCUCAUCCACUCCGCGCUUCAUCCAGCUCGGCAGCGCGGGCAUCUGGCAGCCCGGCUCCCCCUACCAACUCCAACUCCCCCAGUCCCAGUCCCAGUCCCAACCCCAAUCUCAACCCCAACAACCCCAACAACCCCAACCCCAAGAAGACCAUCCCCCCCCCUGGAAAACCCGGCACUCCCCCUACGCCACCGCCAACCCGCGCGCCAUCGCCGAGGACGAGCUGCGCGCGCUCGGCGGCUGUGUGCUGAACCUGGCGGGCCUGUGGGGCGGGUCGCGCGCCGUGCGUGGCUGGGCUGGCCGUGUCGCGCCCGACAAGGCCGCGGUGAGGGGGAAGGGGAGUCUGCAUCUGGUUCAUGGGGUUGAUGUCGCGAGGGUGGUGGUGAGGAUCGUGGAGGGGGGUGGUGGGGAUGGGGGGUGGUGGGAGAGGGUGGGCAGGGGCCAGCGGUGGAUGGUUACGGAUGGGUUUGUGUAUGACUGGUGGGCGCUGUUGGCGGGGUGGGCGGAGGUGGAGGAGGGGAAGAGGGAGGAGGGGGGUGGGGUGACGGAGCAGGCGGGGUGGGUGUUUGAGUUGAUGAGGGAGGAGGGGGUGAGGGCGUUGCCGAGGUCGAUGGAGGCGUUGGGGAGGUGUUAUGAUACGAGGGAGUUUUGGGAGGCGUUUGGGUUGGUGCCGUUGAAGGGGAGGGUUGUGUGAUCAUGGUGGUGAGCAUGGGGGACGGACCCGGCAAAAGAGUAUUGUUUCGCAUCAAUUGGAAAACUGCAUUGGUGCCUACUCUGCACAUGAACCAAAAAGACCAACACAGCAUGUGCAUCUGGUUGGCCGAGACGGAGGGCAGCCGUUGGGUUCUCGCGACUUUCUAGUUUCACCCAGUCAGUUGUUCAAACAAGCAAUGUCAAAAAAAUCUGGUGACG